AUGGCUGCACCUUCCUCAGUUUCUUCUCCGACCUUCUCCCUCGCCGGCCGAGUCGCGAUAGUCACCGGUUCAUCUCGCGGAAUCGGCCGAGCCGUUGCAAUACACCUCGCCGAGCUCGGCGCGAAGAUAGUCGUCAACUACACCACCAGAUCCGCUGAGGCAGAUCAGGUCGCCGCGGAAAUCAACUCAUCCGCCGGUGCUGGUGAUGGUCCGGAACCAAUAGCCGUCGUGUUACGCGCCGAUAUCUCGGAUCCGAGCCAGGUUGAGUCUCUCUUCGACGCGGCGGAGAAAGCCUUCAAAUCGCCGGUUCACAUCCUGGUUAACUCGGCCGGGAUCCUCGAUCCCAACUAUCCUACCAUCGCCAACACUCCCGUUGAGGACUUCGAUCGAAUCUUCAGAGUGAACACAAGAGGAUCGUUCUUGUGCUGUAAAGAAGCUGCAAAGAGGCUAAAACGCGGAGGCGGUGGUCGUAUCAUACUGAUAACGUCGUCGUUAACGGAGGCGCUAAUCCCGGGACAAGGAGCUUACACGGCAUCGAAAUCAGCUGUUGAAACAAUGGCCAAGAUUCUCGCCAAGGAACUCAAAGGUUCAGGAAUCACCGCGAACUGUGUCUCUCCGGGCCCUGUCGCGACUGAGAUGUUCUUCGACGGGAAGAGCGAGGAGACGGUGAGGUACAUCAUCGAAAACAGCCCUUUUGGUAGGCUUGGUGAGACUAAAGACAUUGCUAAUGUUGUUGGGUUCUUAGCUAGUGAUGCUGGUGAGUGGAUCAAUGGCCAAGUCAUUGUUGCUAAUGGUGCCUUCCUCAGAUGA
This is a messenger RNA of Microthlaspi erraticum, 810 nucleotides long. The record is from the annotation of a GenBank genome assembly. NCBI's taxonomy places the organism in Eukaryota, Viridiplantae, Streptophyta, Magnoliopsida, Brassicales, Brassicaceae.